AUGAGAAGUGGGCGCAUCAAAGAAAGCCAAAUUCAAUCAUCUUCAUUUCAUAAAGAUUCCAAUGAUUCACAUGGCCGCGGUCCUCACCAGGCCAGGCUUGGAGGAGAAGGAUACUGGACACCAGUGGGCAGGAAUACAUCGACUGAUGGAAAUCAGUUUCUGCAAAUAAAUUUUGAAUCACCAGUGGAACUAAAGUUGGUAAGUUAAAUAAUAUUUUUCAUUUCCCGAGGGAAACAGUUAAUUUUUCUUCCCGAGGUUCUUCCCGAGGGACUAGUCAUUUAGGGAUUGGUUAUAUAUCUCCUAGAAGAAAUACUUCUUGGUGUACAAAUUUGUGGGAUGAAUUAGAAAGUAAAUCUUAUCGAGUGGUCAACAUUCGCGGGUAAUAGUGUACCGUUGCUCGGUGAUGUCAUAGAUGCCCAGAUAAAGUGGAAUACGGAAUCAUAGAGUCAAUUUAGAGAAAUACAGUGUCGGAAACUCCCUGUAUUGCACGUCUUGGCAAGUCUUUCUCAGUGUUCGUGUUAAGGGUAACCUAGUUUAUGAGCCGAUGCAAUGUUCCCAUCGCCAUUUCAUUUUAUUAGGAAGGGGUCGAUAAUCAUGGCAUACGGGUAACAACCUAGAAGGUCUCACCUCUAGAUCCGGUAGAUUCGGGGCUCUAGGUUGGACCUAGUCUCCCAGGCGCUGACAGGGAACUCUCUAUAAGUUUUUUGAGGGACAUGCACACCUUUCAUACCGGCAUGGUGACAGACCUAAUGUUAAGUAAGUUCCGUUAUGUUUUAAAAACAUAUUUCAUUGCCAAACUGCUUUAUGCUUUGCUUCUUUUAAUGACUGAAACAGAUCGCCGUACAGGGAAAACCAAAUAGCACAGCAUAUGUCAAAUUGUUUGAUGUGUUUACAAGUCCUAAUGGAGAUGAUUGGAGGAAGGAAAAAGCGUUGCUGCCAAAGGUGGUUAUGACGGCUCACCAAGAGCCAUAUACGUAUGGCUCUUGGGCUCACUAAGUUUGUGUCUUAUGCUGAGAAACUCAAGUUCAAGUCAUUGUUUAUAAAUUGUUAAAGUUAAGUUUAAAAUAAUAAAGUCAGUACAAUCUGUUAUCUUGGUGACCAUUUUUGGAACGCCUAUGAUCCUUCAUGACUGACUUACCUUCCAAUUUUUAAAAUCAUGAUGAGACUGGAAAAUCUCUCUAUACAGGUUUAACUAAUCACGUUCAGAUCAGUUUAAACCCGUCCGAGUCAGUGCUCCGUCGAUAUUCCCUGACCUACUGAACAUUUGUUUAAAAUCAUUUUUAAAAAUGGAACGACAGACGAAAGACUGAACACCCGCUCCAGUACUGAAACCUUCUAAAAAUUAUGUGUACAGAACAAAAGACCAGGCAAUUUUUUUACUUAAUUCGUUUUAUUCACGGAUUGUCUUCAUUCCAAAGGCUGACAUCACUGUGAAUAGCGGAGAUACUGCGGUUCCCACAGCUUAUCAAAACCCCACUGCAAUUCGUUUUCUUCGAAUCAACCCGAGGUCAUGGUACAAAGAGAGUGCUCUUCGAGUGGAAAUUUAUGGUUGUGUUCUACCAAAAAUAUCAACCGAAGGUAUGGGUGUUAUCGUGUUAACUAUGCAAAAAACGAGAAAGAUUGAACUUAGUUUAGACAGAUGUAUUGAACAAAAAGCAGUGUUGACUAAUCAGUGACGAUUAUGAGGUAAACCGUGAUUCUGUUGGACAAGGCGGCCUUAAGUGAUUUCCAAUUCCAUUCUGAUUAAAAGCAAUAAGGAAAUAGAUUGCGAAGCGCUGACUUCUUUUACUUAAAAUAUGCUGCUAAGUUAUCAACAAAUCGAGUGUAAACUCGUACUCAACUACUAAGAUUAAUAUUCAGACUUCGUCCCAUAGGCUCUGUGAGAUUUUAGCUUGUGCUGAUUUGUUUCGUGAGUGGAGAGGUUUUGAUCGGAGCUCGUAUUGGAGUGUGUUAAUGGCGUACAUAACACACCAUUUUUCUGCGUUGUUGACUUCUUUCAUCCUCAGCGACUAUUUAUAAAGUUGUUAUAGUUAUUUUAACUUUGGUUCAUAUUUUAUUUGUAUUCUAAAUCCAGGCCUUGCCAUGCCAGCACCAGUCCUGACCACAUAUUAGUCUCUAAACUGAUUACCCUAAACUUAACAUGCAUUUAUUUGGCCAUAGUGCAUUUGUGAAUUUACAGGGCGCGGACUCAAAGCUAUGUUUUAUUUAUCUGUUUAGAGUUCUCUGCACUUGGUGUCGAGAAAGCACUCAUUUCAGAUGCUCAGAUGACAUCCUCCUCCUCCUUGGACCCGUCUAAGACGAACGCUUCAAGUGGAAGGUUAAAUUUCAACAGUGCUUGGUGUUCGGCGACCUCCGAUGAAAUCCCGCUUUUUCUUCAAAUUGACCUCGGAGAAAUUCAUUUUAUCACAGCGGUGAGUACAAAGAAAAGUUUCAGGAACAGCUUUGUUUUAGUCACAGAGCCGAUCGCGACCCACGAAGUGUGAUUGUUUAUAUUUUAUUGCUAAAAGUCUUAAUUGCUGCAAAUGUGUUGCUGGUCAUGGAAAAUUUUGAAUGAAUUUUACGAAAAAAGACGCAGCAGAAUAUCCGGGAACCACGAAAAAAGGGAAUUUUGUGGGAUGUCUUUCACAACGUUUACAAGUGUGUACUAUUUUCCUUGAAACAGGCUUCAUCUCAGUCACGUGAUACCAAUAGUGGCAGUUUCGACAGUGUGAUGUCGUACAAGCUUAGAUAUUCUGUAGAAGGAGUAACUUGGACAUUUUACCAACAAAAUGGAAUUGAUAAGGUAGUUUUGAGAUAUAUUUAUAGUAACAGCAGCCUGCAGGUUCAGUUUUCUUGACGGAGUCGAGCGAAAUAUAUUAAGGGCAUUAUCAAUCCUUUCCAGAUUUUCCUAGGAAACCUGGUCGAGCAUUUUACCACAAAGAAUCACUUGGCACUUCCAGUGAAAGCAAGAUACGUUNCUGAUUAAAAGCAAUAAGGAAAUAGAUUGCGAAGCGCUGACUUCUUUUACUUAAAAUAUGCUGCUAAGUUAUCAACAAAUCGAGUGUAAACUCGUACUCAACUACUAAGAUUAAUAUUCAGACUUCGUCCCUAGGCUCUGUGAGAGUUUAGCUUGUGCUGAUUUGUUUAUUGGAGUGUGUUAAUGGCGUACAUAACAGACCAUUUUUCUGCGUUGUUGACUUCUUUCAUCCUCAGCCACUAUUUAUGAAGUUGUUAUAGUUAUUUUAACUUUGGUUAUAUAUUUUAUUUGUAUUCUAAAUCCAGGCCUUGCCAUCACCAGUCCUGACCACAUAUUAGUCUCUAAACUGAUUACCCUAAACUUAACAUUUAUUUGGCCAUAGUGCAUUUGUGAAUUUACAGGGCGCGGACUCAAAGCUAUGUUUUAUUUAUCUGUUUAGAGUUCUUUGCACUUGGUGUCGAGAAAGCACUCAUUUCAGAUGCUCAGAUGACAUCCUCCUCCUCCUUGGACCCAUCUAAGACAAACGCUUCAAGUGGAAGGUUAAAUUUCAACAGUGCUUGGUGUUCGGCGACCUCUGAUGAAAUCCCGCUUUUUCUUCAAAUUGACCUCGGAGAAAUUCAUUUUAUCACAGCGGUGAGUACAAAGAAAAGUUUCAGGAACAGCUUUGUUUUGGUCACAGAGCCGAUCGCAGCCCACGAAGUGUGAUUGUUUAUAUUUUAUUGCUAAAAGUCUUAUUUGCUGCAACUGUGUUGCUGGUCAUGGAAAAUUUUGAAUGAAUUUUACGAAAAAAGACGCAGCAGAAUAUCCGGGAACCACGAAAAAGUGAAUUUUGUGGGAUGUCUUUCACAACGUUUACAAGUGUGUACUAUUUUCCCUGAACAGGCUUCAUCUCAGUCACGUGAUACAAAUAGUGGCAGUUUCGACAGUGUGAUGUCAUACAAGCUUAGAUAUUCUACAGAAGGAGUAACUUGGACAUUUUACCAACAGAAUGGAAUUGAUAAGGUAGUUUUGAGAUAUAUUUAAAAUAGUAACAAGUAGUAACAGCAGCCUGCAGGUUCAGUUUUUCUUGACGGAGUCGAGCGAAAUAUAUUAAGGGCAUUAUCAAUCCUUUCCAGAUUUUCCUAGGAAACCUGGUCGAGCAUUUUACCACAAAGAAUCACUUGGCACUUCCAGUGAAAGCAAGAUACGUUCAAUUUUUUUUUUAUCCGGCCACCGCCCCCCCGCCACCCCCCCUCCUCCCUCCACCCCCUCUCCCUCUCUCUCCUCCUUUUUUUUUGUCUUUUUUUUUUUUUUUUUUUUCCCCCCCCCCCCUUAUUAUAUGCAAUAACUUUUUUUUUUUUUGUUUGGGGGGGAAAGGGGGGAAAAGGGGGGGAAAAAGGGGGGGGGGGGGGGGGGGGGGGUAAACAAGGUGCAUUAUGUGAAAAUGGUGAAUCGCAAUUUAUCCCGCCGGUCAGACAUUUUUGCAUAAAGCAUUGUAUAAGUGGCUGCUAUAGCGGAGCUUUUGUGUGCGCAGCGGAGCACCAUUGGUAAGAACAUUCGAUUAUGUAAGUUGCAUCUAAGAAAUUUUGGUGCUUACAAAAUCGUCCUUACGUCUCACCCCGUCAAUGGCCGUCAUAUAAGUGGAAGUGAAAUGUCACACUUACUCGCUGGGAGUGCAAGGCAUACCCUAGUCCGUGUUUAACUUGGUAUUGAACGUCAAUGCUAUGGCCAGUUUGACAGCUGUCAAAAAAGGUAUCCCCUGACCGGUGUCACAUGACUGUAUCGCUGGCCCAGGUAUGCCAUUCAUUUAGUUGACGUACUUUUUAAAGUUAUCCGCUAACCGGAUAUUGCUUUUCAAUUGAUCGCUGGCUCAGGUCCAUUCUUUUAAUGUGGAAUUCAGUUUUCUUUCCGUUUACAGCAAAAAUUGAAUUACUUGAGAAAGACAUUCCUUAAAAGAGCACUUGAAAGUUUCGCCUUUAGCCUAAAGCUAUAUAUUUAAAUAUGGUUAGCGUUUACUAGUGCACUUUUGUUUAGCAGACACGUCUUGUACACAGCCGCUUGGGAUGAGAAGUGGGCGCAUCAAAGAAAGCCAAAUUCAAGCAUCUUCAUUUCAUAAAGAUUCCAGUGAUUCACAUGGCCGCGGUCCUCACCAGGCCAGGCUUGGAGGAGAAGGAUACUGGACACCAGUGGGCAGGAAUACAUCGACUGAUGGAAAUCAGUUUCUGCAAAUUAAUUUUGAAUCACCAGUUCGACUAAAGUUGGUAAGUUAAAUAAUAUUUUUCAUUUCCCGAGGGAAACAGUUAAUUUUGCUUCCCGAGGUUCUUCCUGAGGGACUAGUCAUUUAGGGAUGGGUUAUAUAUCUCCUAGAAGAAAUACUUCUUGGUGUACAAAUUUGUGGGAUGAAUUAGAAAGUAAAUUUUAUCGAGUGGUCAACAUUCGCGGGUAAUAGUGUACGGUUGCUCGGUGAUGUCAUAGAUGCCCGGAUAAAGUGGAAUACGGAAUCAUAGAGUCAAUUUAAAGAAAUACAGUGUCGGAAACUCCCUGUAUUGCACGUCUUGGCAAGUCUUUCUCAGUGUUCGUGUUAAGGGUAACCUGGUUUAUGAGCCGAUGCAAUGUUCCCAUCGCCAUUUCGUUUUAUUAGGAAGGGGUCGAUAAUCAUGGCAUACGGGUAACAACCUAGAAGGUCUCACCUCUAGAUCCGGUAGAUUCGGGGCUCUAGGUUGGACCUAGUCUCCCAGCCGCUGACAGGGAACUCUCUUUAAGUUUUUUGAGGGACAUGCACACCUUUCAUACCGGCAUGGUGACAGACCUAAUGUUAAGGAAGUUCCGUAAUGUUUCAAAAACAUAUUUCAUUGCCAAACUGCCUUAUGCUUUGCUUCUUUUAAUGACUGAAACAGAUCGCCGUACAGGGAAAACCAAAUAGCACAGCACAUGUCAAAUUGUUUGAUGUGUUUACAAGUCCUAAUGGAGAUGAUUGGAGGAAGGAAAAAGCGUUGCUGCCAAAGGUGGUUAUGACGGCUCACCAAGAGCCAUAUACGUAUGGCUCUUGGGCUCACUCAGUUUGUGUCUUAUGCUGAGAAACUCAAGUUCAAGUCAUUGUUUAUAAAUUGUUAAAGUUAAGUUCGCCCAGUUUUUUUUUAAAAUAAUAAAGUCAGUACAAUCUGUUACCUUGGUGACCAUUUUUGGAACGCCUAUGAUCCUUCAUGACUGACUUAAAUCAUGAUGAGACUGGAAAAUCUCUCUAUACAGGUUUAACUAAUCACGUUCAGAUCAGUUUAAACCCGUCCGAGUCAGUGUUCCGUCGAUAUUCCCUGACCUACUGAACAUUUGUUUAAAAUCAUUUUUAAAAAUGGAACGACAGACGAAAGACUGAACACCAGCUCCAGUACUGAAACCUUUUAAAAAUUAUGUGUACAGAACAAAAGACCAGGCAAUUUUUUUACUUAAUUCAUGUUAUUCACGGGUUGUCUUCAUUCCAAAGGCUGACAUCACUGUGAAUAGCGGAGAUACUGCGGUUCCCACAGCUUAUCAAAACCCCACUGCAAUUCGCUUUCUUCGAAUCAACCCGAGGUCAUGGUACAAAGAGAGUGCUCUUCGAGUGGAAAUUUAUGGUUGUGUUCUACCAAAAAUAUCAACCGAAGGUAUGGGUGUUAUCGUUUUUAUAACUACGCAAAAAACGAGAAAGAUUGAACUUAGUUUAGACAGAUGUAUUGAACAAAAAGCAGUGUUGACUAAUCAGUGACGAUUAUGAGGUAAACCGUGAUUCUGUUGGACAAGGCGGCCUUAAGUGAUUUCCAAUUCCACUCUGAUUAAAAGCAAUAAGGAAAUAGAUUGCGAAGCGCUGACUUCUUUUACUUAAAAUAUGCUGCUAAGUUAUCAACAAAUCGAGUGUAAACUCGUACUCAACUACUAAGAUUAAUAUUCAGACUUCGUCCCUAGGCUCUGUGAGAGUUUAGCUUGUGCUGAUUUGUUUAUUGGAGUGUGUUAAUGGCGUACAUAACAGACCAUUUUUCUGCGUUGUUGACUUCUUUCAUCCUCAGCCACUAUUUAUGAAGUUGUUAUAGUUAUUUUAACUUUGGUUAUAUAUUUUAUUUGUAUUCUAAAUCCAGGCCUUGCCAUCACCAGUCCUGACCACAUAUUAGUCUCUAAACUGAUUACCCUAAACUUAACAUUUAUUUGGCCAUAGUGCAUUUGUGAAUUUACAGGGCGCGGACUCAAAGCUAUGUUUUAUUUAUCUGUUUAGAGUUCUUUGCACUUGGUGUCGAGAAAGCACUCAUUUCAGAUGCUCAGAUGACAUCCUCCUCCUCCUUGGACCCAUCUAAGACAAACGCUUCAAGUGGAAGGUUAAAUUUCAACAGUGCUUGGUGUUCGGCGACCUCUGAUGAAAUCCCGCUUUUUCUUCAAAUUGACCUCGGAGAAAUUCAUUUUAUCACAGCGGUGAGUACAAAGAAAAGUUUCAGGAACAGCUUUGUUUUGGUCACAGAGCCGAUCGCAGCCCACGAAGUGUGAUUGUUUAUAUUUUAUUGCUAAAAGUCUUAUUUGCUGCAACUGUGUUGCUGGUCAUGGAAAAUUUUGAAUGAAUUUUACGAAAAAAGACGCAGCAGAAUAUCCGGGAACCACGAAAAAGUGAAUUUUGUGGGAUGUCUUUCACAACGUUUACAAGUGUGUACUAUUUUCCCUGAACAGGCUUCAUCUCAGUCACGUGAUACAAAUAGUGGCAGUUUCGACAGUGUGAUGUCAUACAAGCUUAGAUAUUCUACAGAAGGAGUAACUUGGACAUUUUACCAACAGAAUGGAAUUGAUAAGGUAGUUUUGAGAUAUAUUUAAAAUAGUAACAAGUAGUAACAGCAGCCUGCAGGUUCAGUUUUUCUUGACGGAGUCGAGCGAAAUAUAUUAAGGGCAUUAUCAAUCCUUUCCAGAUUUUCCUAGGAAACCUGGUCGAGCAUUUUACCACAAAGAAUCACUUGGCACUUCCAGUGAAAGCAAGAUACGUUCAGUUUUAUCCAGUUUCUAUGAUCAAUUCUGCGUGCAUGCGCGUCGAACUGUAUGGAGAAAAAGCUCUUGAGGAAAACACAGGUAGGACUGAAUUAAAUUUAGGGGAGUAACCUGGACAGCGUCAGGGCAAGUGACGAAUUGCUAGACCGUUGAAACGUGCGCUUCAAAUCGGAUUCCUUUUCAAUGACAACUCUAUCAAACUGUUGGGAAUGCCUUCAGUCGCAUAAUAGUUUAGUUUCCCCAACAAGUUCACAAGUAUAACUGAGUUUAGCGCAAGGGGUUGGGAAGGGAUUGGCUUGAUCAGCCACCUACGAAUUAACUCCCAUUUUCCAGCCCCAAGCCGACAGGAGCCAACAAGAUGAUUAGAUAGUUCUCGUGGCAUCGAUGAACAAUUAAUAGCAUUUUUGAACUAUGAUUUUUUUUGUUAUUUUAUUGGCAGAUAUACCACCAGUUUAUCAACGAAGUUUUCUUUUGGAUUCUGAAAAUAGAAGACUUUUUGUCUGUAACAAGGAUGUUCCAAGGUAAAUGAAACACUUUGCCCUAUUCCUGUGUAAUUAUGUAAAGAGGAAAAUAUUACAGCAGAUCUACUUAUGACGGAAGAAUUCAAUUAUAUAGACAGAAGAAUGGCAAUCGGAUGGCUUAAAUAUUGCGGAAAGUUCCCCCCCCCCACUCCGGCCAGCCACAGAUCGAUACAUGUAUUGAGUAUUGCACGUUAAAAUAUCUGUGUCGCUUUGCUUACUUUGUAUAUUUCAGGGGUAAACCAGCUUGCUACCUGAACAAGUACGGGGUUAAAGAAGGUUGGUUAGGUAAGAUGUCACCUCAGAAUUACACGUCAAAAGAACCGUGACUAAUCAGAUGUCCAAACCCUGAAGAAAUAAGGAUCCACCGAGGUUCCGUUCUUCACAAUAUGAUAAGUCAAAAGCCGAAUCCAAAAUUGCUUUAUUAUUUACUCAAACUAUUUGCAAACUCACAUUAUCAUUGUUCCCGUCUUUAAAACAUUUACCUGAUCGGCUAUUUCAUCUUGUCGUAACGCGUGAAAUCUUUCACCUUUUUUUCUAACUCUACCCCUCUAAAACAGCUGAGCCAACGCGUCAGUUGUCCUUUUUAAUUUUCUGCUGACAUUAAUACAAUCUACGUCAGCUGUAUUGGAAUCGGCAAAUAUCUUACUUAUUUGUUCAGCGUUAGGUGCUUGUGAUCAUGAAUUCAGAUUCGCUUAUUUGGAUUUGCCAAUUUGACAGGGUCACUGCAACAGCAUCCGAGGUAGCCAAUUACUGCGGGCCUCAACUGUCCCCUCCCCCUGUGAGAAAUAGAACACACCACCGGGGCCUACUUCCUCUAGUACUCUUUUCGAACAGGUGUAUGGUUCUUUAACGCGCCCUUCUAAUUGGUAAGGAAGGAUGAAGGAGACAAGGCACAGACCAUGAUGCGAUCAUCGAACUGAAGCAAUUUCUUACAUUACAGCUAGACCAGCCAGGAUGAUCUCGCCAGCUUUUUAAAGACCCUGGUUGGUCCGGUCGGGAUUUGAAAGCGCUUCUUCCCACCCGGCAGACCAGUGCUCUCUCAACUGAGCUAACGGGUGACGCCUGGCCGGUGGAUUUAACCCAUUCAGAAUUGAAGAAAUAUUUUCAAUGAAUGACAAUACGAUUUGUUAUUUUUACAGCUCUAGAUAGACGCAUUGUCAGCAUUCUAGGAUACAGUAAAAUGCACGACAUGAUUUAUGGAGUGGCACCAAACAGAAGAUCAUACGUACGCUGCAACGUCACCAAGUGUAUGACAGUUGUUAAAACAUGUUGGCUGGCAGAAAGAGAAUCUCAAACAACUGUGCUUGCUUCAGAGAUUGCCUUUAUACCAGUGACGGGGCAUGAUUUGACCGAUGCACCCAUUUCUUUUUAUAACUUGAAUGACGCAGAAGGCAACACCUGGUCAGGUAGAAUUAUAUUAGAGACCUUAAUGAAAAAUCCGGAAAUCCGGAAAUCCGGAUCAGCUGGAUCAGGGAUCCGUGAUCACUCGGAUCAUGUUUCCAUCAUAACCGAUAAAUCCUUGUUCAGAGUGGAGUCAUCGGUUAAUUUGAUGCAACAUGAUCCGAGUGAUCUUUGAUCACUAAUCCUGAUCCGGAUCAUCCCAAAGGAACCCACCCUAAGAAGAGAACUUUAACAACCACGAGGACCACAUUUUCUUAGUGGGGUACGCGUGAGCCCGCGUCAUUUUGGCGGGAAAACGUGAUAGCCGUCUUCAUUCGACGACGAGUUUUAGUGAGAAUGUUGUAGCAGCGCGAAGCAAGUUAUCAAAUGUUAAAAGUUUUAAGUCAUUUUGCGAUCGGGAGAGGUCUUAUAACCUCCUUCAAUACAGAUAACAAUGCUAACUUUUUCUGGUGAAUCAAAAGUACAAUGAAACUUUCUGGGGUGUCUAUUUUCAGUUAAAUCUCCUACUCGUAGUCGUAAUCUUAAGGUCUUUGAUCUAUUGUGGAGUGGAAUACAGGGGUCUACUAAACCAAAUGUCUUUUCCCUGUAGGAAAUUGCCUCUUCUCCUGCAUUUCUAUGACUGGGGUAUUAAUUGUGUCAGAGAACUCAGAUAUUGGCGAUUUUAUAUCGCCUUUCCCUUAGUGGCUGACGCAAUUAAACCUUAACUGUCCAUUCACUUUUUCUCCGCGUAACUUGCCCUUGCACAAAAUCAACUGACCAUGCCUUUAUAGGUCCAUUGAAGCAUGAAGGGGUGGCAACGCUUCACCUGUGGUGAAAUGCAUAACAUUGCCGGUAUAACUGAAAUUCAUUUACCCACGAAACAUCGAAGAACAGCUCAAGAACUCGUUUUUAAACUCUCGCUAAUUCAUGCAGUUCCACUAAGAUCGAAUACGUCCCAGUGAAUGCGUUGGCCGGGUGGCCGCAGAUCAGCAUGACUGAUGAUCAGGCCCCGUUCGCACGAAUCUGGAUAUUUGAAAACCACAUAAUUUUAGCUCGAAUAGGACAUGGAUGAGUGAGUAGAUUCACUGCUUUCGUGCUGUUUCAAAAAUAUCCGGAAUCGUGUGGGUGGGGCUUCUCUGUGAAUAACUUUAGUUCUAGAAUUGGUCUCAUUAGUCGAGUCCUUCUCUAUGUGUGUGGAUAUAUAUGAUUACAUAUGAUUACUGAAAUUGAGUUCCUCUCACUUAUUUCCCAUUUUUUUUCUCUUUUAAAACCUUUGCUAGCAUCAGCGGUGGGUCUACACUUCAAAGAGGCACCAAGCCAGACAUGGGAGUUAAAAGCAAGAUGGAGAGCGAAAGGUACGAUUUCAGCUUAAACCAAAGCAAAAGCACUUGUUACUUUUUUUCUCUGAAAUUUCCCUAUGAACAUAAUGUUUACUGAAAGAUCGUAUAGCAAAUUCCUGGUAUAGUAAACACAACAAGUGAGGAAGCCCUUACUCCGUACUAACUGUGCCUGAUGUCUAUAAUUUUGUAUUUACAGACCUGAACGAAUGCUACAGUAGUCCCUGUGAGAACGGUGGAUCUUGCGUCGGAGAUUACAAGAAUUAUACUUGUAUCUGUACAAAAGACUGGUUAGGGCGAAACUGCGAGAUUGCUCAUACUAUUAGUGAGUUAUUUUUCCCGGACUUUCUUAACGGACUUUUUUACUAUAUAAUUCAUCACUUUAUCAACAAAACAGCAGUGGAGAAAUAAAUUAUGGCCAUCUUCCGUUGUCGGACCUGGGAAUAGGUUGCUGGGGUAAGAUUUUCACCACUUGAUUGGCCAUAAUUUGCUUUUUUCCUCUGAAAUUUCCCUAUAAGCAUAAUGUUCACUGAAAGCUCAUAUAGCAAAUUCCUGGUAUAGUAAACACAACAAGUGAGGAAGCCCUUACUCCGUACUAACUGUGCCUGAUGCAUAUGUCUAUAAUUUUGUAUUUACAGACCUGAACGAAUGUUACAGCAGUCCCUGUGAGAACGGUGGAACUUGCGUCGGAGAUUACAAGAAUUAUACUUGUACCUGUACAAAAGCCUGGUUAGGGCGAAACUGCGAGAUUGCUCAUAGUAAGUUAUUUUUCCCGGACUGUCUUAACAAACAUUUUUACCAUAUAAUUUAUCAUUUUAUCAACAAAACAGCAGUAGAAAAAUAAAUCAUGGCCAUCUUCCGUUGUCGGACUCGGGAAUAGGUUGCUGGGGUAGGAUUUUCACCACUGGAUUGGCCAUAAUUUGCUUUUUUCCUCCGAAAUUUCCCUAUAAGCAUAAUGUUUACUGAAAGAUCAUAUAGCAAAUUUCUGGUAUAGUAAACACAACAAGUGAGGAAGCCCUUGCUCCAUACUAACUGAGCCUGAUGCAUAUGUCUAUAAUUUUGUAUUUACAGACCUGAUGAACAAAUGCUACAGCAGUCCCUGUGAGAACGGUGGAUCUUGCGUAGGAGAUUACAAGAAUUAUACUUGUACCUGUACAAAAGACUGGUUAGGGCGAAACUGCGAGAUUGCUCAUAGUAAGUUAUUUUCCCCGGACUGUCUUAACGGACUUUUUUACCAUAUAAUUUAUCAUUUUAUCAACAAAACAGCAGUAGAGAAAUAAAUUAUGGCCAUCUUCUGUUGUCGGACCUGGGAAUAGGUUGCUGGGGUAGGAUUUUCACAACCGGAUUGGCCAUAAUUUACGUUCAUUAUCGAUAGAUUUACUUCUGAGUCCGAGGAAUGCUGUGACCAAUUUCAUUAUGACUGCCCAUCUCAUGUAUAGUGGAAAAGCGGUGGUGUUUUAUUAGGUCGCACAUUUGUGUGUGUGUGUGUGUGAUACAUAUACUUAGCUUUCAAACACCUAGCGUAGUUGAGUUUUGUCGCUAUCCUAGAAGGAAUGGGCACUUAAAAUAUUAAAAUAUACUGCCUUAAGUGGAGGGCGUGCUAACUCAACGGAGAGAGGUCGAGAGGCGCUUAUUUGGAGAUGGGUGCCAGUUGAGCAUUGCCUAGUCCCAAGGCCUCAUUAUUCCUCGCGGUGACGUUUCGGGUCACAUGAUCCAUUCGUCUCGAAUACGUCACCGAAAUACAUUGACCGAGAAGGCCUGGGAAGACGCCAUAAGGAUCAGGCAAGGUGAAUACCUUAGUAAUUGUUUCAUGGUCCCUUUUUAAAUCUUUUUUUAACUUCUUAGAUGUUGUGCCUCCAACGCUGACGGUUUACAUUAGCGCUGCAAGCUGCUCUGGAACCAAAGACGACGCGAACAGAAUAAUAAAAUCACCAGGAUACCCGUCCUCUUAUUCCGAUAAUGAAGACUGCACAUGGGAAUUAGUUUCCUCCCAUCGGAUUAAGCUCACUUUUACAUAUUUCGUAACCGAAGCUAACUAUGAUUACUUGUAUGUGUACGAUGGUGACUCGACGUCUUCUCAGUUUGAAAAAUGGAGUGGAGUAAACACUGGAGAAGUGGUAACCAGUACAGGACAAAAUUUGUUUUUGAAGUUUACUACCGAUGGCAGUGUGAUUAACACGGGAUUUACAAUCAACUUUAAAGGUAAAAAAAUAUACAAGUUGUUAGACUUCACUAGCAUGAGUAUCUGA
Porites evermanni is the source of this 13417-nucleotide messenger RNA. NCBI's taxonomy places the organism in Eukaryota, Metazoa, Cnidaria, Anthozoa, Scleractinia, Poritidae. The record is from the annotation of a GenBank genome assembly.